GCACGCACGACGCAAGCCCCUACGCUUCUCGCUUCCGGCUGCGGCGGCCUGUGCGCCGCCAGACCGGAGACUCUCCCCGGCCCUUCAGGCGACAUGCAGCACUGAGAAGCGGUGGACACCGGGAGGCGCCAUGAACCUUCUGCCGUGUAACCCGCACGGCAACGGGCUGCUGUACGCCGGCUUCAACCAGGACCACGGGUGCUUUGCGUGUGGGAUGGAAAAUGGAUUCCGAGUCUAUAACACCGAUCCACUCAAAGAAAAAGAGAAACAAGAGUUUUUAGAAGGAGGAGUUGGCCACGUGGAAAUGUUAUUUCGCUGCAACUAUUUGGCUUUAGUUGGUGGUGGAAAAAAACCAAAAUAUCCUCCCAACAAAGUGAUGAUCUGGGAUGAUCUCAAGAAGAAGACGGUUAUUGAAAUUGAGUUCUCUACGGAGGUCAAGGCGGUGAAGCUGCGGCGAGACAGAAUUGUGGUUGUCUUGGACUCUAUGAUUAAAGUGUUCACAUUCACACACAACCCUCACCAGCUGCAUGUCUUUGAAACCUGCUAUAACCCUAAAGGCCUCUGUGUCCUGUGUCCCAAUAGUAACAACUCCCUCCUGGCCUUCCCGGGCACCCACACGGGCCACGUGCAGCUUGUGGACCUGGCCAGUACCGAGAAGCCCCCUGUGGACAUUCCUGCUCAUGAGGGAGUCCUGAGCUGCAUCGCUCUCAACCUGCAGGGAACAAGAAUUGCAACUGCCUCUGAAAAAGGGACCCUUAUAAGAAUAUUUGAUACUUCAUCAGGGCAUUUAAUCCAGGAGCUACGAAGAGGAUCUCAAGCAGCCAAUAUCUACUGCAUUAACUUCAACCAGGAUGCCUCUCUCAUCUGUGUGUCCAGUGACCAUGGCACAGUGCACAUUUUCGCAGCAGAGGACCCAAAAAGGAAUAAGCAGUCUAGUUUGGCAUCAGCCAGCUUUCUUCCAAAAUACUUCAGUUCCAAAUGGAGUUUCUCCAAGUUCCAGGUCCCCUCAGGCUCUCCCUGCAUUUGUGCCUUUGGGACUGAGCCAAACGCGGUCAUUGCCAUCUGUGCUGACGGCAGCUACUACAAGUUCCUGUUCAACCCCAAGGGCGAGUGCAUCCGGGAUGUGUAUGCACAGUUCCUAGAGAUGACCGACGACAAGCUGUGACACUCAUCCUGCCCAUCCUUGUGGCUGGUGCCAAUGCCCCGGGCCUUGGGGAGCAGGGGCUGGAGGGACUGCUCAGGACUUGGGUCUCGAGCCAUCUGGGCUGUCUGCCUUCCUGAGAAGGCUCCCAUUUUCCUGAAUUAAAUAAUAAUCACCAAGGCACCGCAGACACUCAGUGGGUCAGGUGCCCACCGCCACCACCUUUUAGUUCAACUGUGAUGUUCACAUUAGUGACUCCACUGCACCCUCACUGCAGCAGAGGCUCCUGGGGAGUCUGUCUGCACCGUCCCCACUGGCCUCCGAGCUGUGUGGCAGCGAGCAGGCGCGUCCUGGCAGCACACCCCAGGCAAGGUCCCCAGUGGAAGACCCAGCCGUCCACACCAGAGCUGCGCAUCCCCCAGAGGCAGAGCCCUGGCCCCGGGUUCCAGAAGGUAGGGGCAGUUAGCUUUCCCAGUUCACUCUGGGUUCAAGCAGUCUGCCCAUUACAUGUAGGGAACCAAUGCAUAGACUUUGAAAAAUGAGUUUAAAAGGACACUGUCCCUUUAUUUGAUGGACUCCUCCACAGAGCGGGCCAUGUGUCCCUGGGGCCUCUGUGGCAGGGGUAGCCUUAGAUGCUGCAUCCACCCCUCAGUGUCGCCCAGCAUUUUGAGUAGCUGCACACUUAACAUUUUGGGAAUGCAAGGCACAUCCCAGUUAAAGAACCGAGAUAGGCCGAGGGCUCCACAGUGUCUGUGCCCCCUGAGGUAUGUGUUUAAUUUUCUUCAGUUCCCUCAAAAGAAGCUUAUUUCGUGAUUUUGAUUUCAGGCUGCAAAUACUUACAGUCUGCAUCGCAGCAGGUCCUCAGUCUGCCGUUUCCUCGCUGUUGUGUAACCGACUAUUAUACAUGGGUUUCAAUGUCAAAGAUGCAUGUUGCCUUUUCGUGUAUUUAAUCAUGACGUUUAAUUUUGCACUUAUUUGUACUGUUUCUUUAAAUAAAAGUGACUAAUUUUGUUGUA
Molecule: messenger RNA, 2157 nt
Organism: Cavia porcellus (domestic guinea pig)
Lineage: Eukaryota; Metazoa; Chordata; Mammalia; Rodentia; Caviidae
Gene: Wdr45b
Product: WD repeat domain 45B
Exons: 10
Coding region: 131-1165 (344 amino acids)
Biological process (GO): protein lipidation; nucleophagy; autophagy of mitochondrion
Cellular component (GO): phagophore assembly site membrane; extrinsic component of membrane; cytosol
Molecular function (GO): protein binding; phosphatidylinositol-3,5-bisphosphate binding; phosphatidylinositol-3-phosphate binding
Source: RefSeq, a predicted model, not a curated record